This is a messenger RNA of Racocetra fulgida, 731 nucleotides long. The record is from the annotation of a GenBank genome assembly. NCBI's taxonomy places the organism in Eukaryota, Fungi, Glomeromycota, Glomeromycetes, Diversisporales, Gigasporaceae.
UUGAUCAAGAUCAAAUUUGUUUUGAACAUUAUAUGCAAAUUGUUAAUUUUGUUGCAGAACAAAUAUCUAAAAAUGAAAAACUAUUAACCUUUGUAGAUUUAGGUGAUUUUAUUGAAACAAACAAAUUAUUUCUAGAUAAUUCUAAUAUACCAAUUGAUUAUUUAAAAAAUUAUGAAAAACAUCAAUAUAUAGAUUUAAAAUCUAAUAAUUUUUCAAAUAUAAAGAUAAAAAUUCUUAAUGAUGAUAUAUUUAUAAAUAAACAAAAUUUUAACAAAUUAAUUGAUAAACUAAUUAAUCAAAAUCUUGAAAAUAAUAAUGAUUUAAUACAAACAUCAAAUAAUUUAUUUUCUACUCAAUUACAAUUAUUAACUAAAGUUUUAUAUCAAUAUGAAGAACAAAAUAACAAUUAUUUAUUAAAUCCUAAUAAUUUUAAACAGCUUAUUAAAACAAAAGAAUCUCAAUUAAUUGGAUUUUUAGAUAAAAUAACAACAGCACUUAUUCCUAAAAGAAGAACUGAAAAAAAUAAAGAAAAAGCACAACAGCAAAUUAUUAGUUUAUGUUAUUUUUUAGCUGGAUUACAUAGUCAAAAUAUAAAUAAAUUUAAAACUGAUUUAGGAUUAUAUUUAUUAUCUUGUGAAUUAAAUAUAACUGGUAUUGAUUUUCUUAUAAAAAUUGGAAUAACUUCAAAUAAAGAUCUUCAAGAUGCAAUAGAAUUUAUUAAACAAUUAUAA